Messenger RNA from Rotaria socialis, 402 nucleotides. NCBI's taxonomy places the organism in Eukaryota, Metazoa, Rotifera, Eurotatoria, Philodinida, Philodinidae. The record is from the annotation of a GenBank genome assembly.
AUGGCCACAACAUCUCAAAACCAAUUGACAUCACGUAUGUUUGCUGAAAGAUGCUGUCAACGAGAUCUAGGAGAAAUAAGGCAUAAUAAUGAAAAUUCAUCGAUUAUAUUUGUUGAACCAAUCGGUGAUGAUUACUUACAUCUAGAGGCAGCUAUCACGGGACCUAUUUCAACACCAUAUGAAAAUGAAAUCUUUCAUAUUAAUAUAGAAUUAAGCGAAGAAUAUCCAUUUGUACCGCCACAAUCGAUAACAGUUGCACAUGUUAUACCGCAUUCAAAUGUAAAUGAAAUCAAUGAAUUUAUGUCAGAAUUAUUAACACCAGAAUUUUGGUUACCAACUAUGACAAUCAACAGUAUUUUAGAACGUGUAUUGGCUUAUAUGACAAUACCCGAUGCUGCCUAA